GAUAAGCUGACUUAGGACUGAUUUCAGAUUUUUCAGAUUUCUUGCUGAUCGCGCAUCACUAUUGGUAAAUAAGAUAAAACUGUCUAAAGUUUGAUUUUAUAUACAUGACUGUAAUAACUGUUCUCUUUGAAAACGAAAACUGGUUAACAAGUUAACAUGGCGGAAGGAAGAACUUUUUCGCAAAGUGUGAUCGGUGCCUCUGAGGAAAUUUAUGAUUACAACUGUUCGCCGUGUGAAGAAUCUGGAGUUUAUAAGGAAGCACAUAAAUACUGUGAUAGUUGUAAACUAUAUUAUUGUAAGAAAUGUCUCGGCGAUCACAAUAAAUUUCCGGCUUUAAGGGGUCAUUUGAUAAAAGAUGUGACCUCUAAACCAAAAUCUGCUGUUCGAACUGGGGCACCAGGCGUAUCCGUUCCAGCACCACAAAUUGAGCCGUGUGAGAACCAUCCUGAAGAAAUGAUAAAGAUGUUUUGUAGUAAACAUGAUGUUGUCUGCUGCACUAUUUGUAUAGCACUCGAUCACAGAGAAUGCACAGAACUUCACUACAUUCUAAACCUGGCUAAAGAUAUCAGAACCAGUAAAGAAUACAUCGACUACGUGAAAGAGGUGACAAGAAUCAAAACCAUGUUUGAAGAAACUAAACAGUCCAUCCAAGAUCAAAUACAAACAAUGAGCACUGUUAAAACUGAAAUUAUCAAUGAAAUAAAAGAGUACAAAAGAGAGUUAGUUUCAAGAAUAGAAGAGCUUGAGAGUAAGUCGAUUAAAACUGUGAAUGAAAGGCAUAAGGAACUUACAGAAAGAAUGAAUGAUACUGCAAGCCAUGUAGAUAGAUUGUUAGACAAGGUAACAAGUCUUGUGAGAGAGAUAGAUAAUAUGGGAGAGGCGCAACUGUUUAUUCAAAUGAAAAAAAUGAGAUUAAUGAAAGACGAAAAAGGUAAGAUUGACAAAAAUCUUCAAACGUUUGCAGGACUUAGUUAUUCAUUAGACGACAGUAUUAGAAAUGCUCUCGAUAAUGUCGACGAUCUUACUGUCGCAAAAGUCCCUCUCAAAAUUAUUUCGAAGAAAGAGUACGAUAUUAUUUUCGAUAAUGACAACUACGGCACGUACAAUGUGCAUGAUAUAUGUAUCUUGAAUGAUGACACUGUGGUCAUGACCUGUAAAGACAGACUGAAACGAUUUAGCGGGUCAUUAAAAAAACUAGCUAAUAUACCGGUUCCAGGGGAAUUGUAUGGUAUAUGUAAAACUUCAAGAUCAAAAGAAUUAGCUAUUGCAAUACGAGACAAGCAAAGAAUACAGUUUGGUCAGUACAAUGCUAAAAAUAUGUCACUGAAAAAAUCGUUCAAAGUAGGUGUUUCAUGCAAAGGUAUUUGCUGUAGAGAUGAUAACCUUUUCGUCACUUGUGGCGGAGGCGACAUUGACAAAGUCCAAGGUCAUUUAAGACAGUAUGAUAUGAAAGGUAACCUUAUCUGCACAAUUGACACUGACAAUACCGGCCGGCGAAUCUUCACAUCUCCCCGUCUAAUGACACUUGAUUCUAGCGCAAAUAACAUAUAUAUAGCAGACAGACACAACGGAAUAAUUGUAAUUGACAGGAAUGGAAAGAUAAAAAGCCAUUUGUAUGAUUUUUCUUUGAAAAAUGGUUUCGGUAUUUGUCUUACAACUACAAAUAAGAUACUUGUUUCUGGGUAUGAUUCCUAUAGUAUACAUCAAUAUGAUAAGAAUUUUAGGUAUAUUGGAACAAUCUUGAACUUAACAGAUAAAGUGCAUAAGCCUAUAGGCAUACUAGUUGAUGAAUCAAAGAAACGGUUAAUUGUUGGCUUGGAAAAUCACAAUAAAGUCUACGAGUACGGUUAUGACACUACAUGUUAGUAAUAUAGCGGAAAUAUGGCCAAACAUUGGCAUGUGUCUUCGUAAAAUGUCCUCGUUAAAAGAUCCUGUUUUGCCGCGUUCCGUUUCGUUCAAAUGCAAAAUCAAUGUCACUGACAAAGUAGUUUACAUCGGCCAUUCAAUGCCAGGCAGUUUAUGUAAAAUGACAACUUUCGUCAUCUGUUGCGGCGGCGACAAUUAUAACGUCUAAUGUCAUAUUAAAAGGGUGGUUCAAAAAGUAACCAAAUUUGUACAAAUACACUAGAGCGGUCGUAGUGAUUCAUUUGAUACACUGACUAUAAAAUUAAGGGUGGUAACUUCGAUCCUCUGCUACUCCAACUAAGUCUGAUAAAAAUCCCGUAUGUAGGUGUUUUGCAAAUGUUAAGCUGCUAGUGCUAUCCUGCACUAUGUUAUUAGUAAUGUAAUGUUCUUGUGGGUUCUUAUAUGAUAUAAUCUUAUAUACUAGUAGUCAUUGGACUAGAAAGACACAAGUCACUUUGAUAGUUACUAAAUCUAUUCUAAUUUUAAAAUUCAACAACAAUUAUAUUGGUAUCAGAGAGGCAGUUACAGUAGGCGGGGCUCAUCAUAGCAGUAGGCAGCUUGCUGACCAAUAGUCUUAAUACAUUACAAUGCCUCUGUACGAGUCGUGGCUUAUUUUAAAUACAAACGAGCAAACAGUCAGUUGACACAAACACGUUUCCUCUUCUAGCACAUGUAACAUUUACUUAGCGGACAUAGACAGUGUAAUAAGUUCUACAGGACAAGAAUGGUAAAAUUACUAACCAUUUGUAUGAUUUUUUUUCUGAAGAAUCGUUUUAUUGUAUGUUUUAACUACAAACAAUCUACAACAUCAUUUUGUGGCUAGCCAGUAUUCCUAUAGUAUGCAGCAAUAUAAUACAAAUUUCAUUUAUGCCAGAACAAAGGAGAACUUCAAGAAUGAAAUGAUUUGUCCUUUAUACAUACUGCUAACAACAGGAAUUUCUAAGCUUGGUGAAGAUUGAUGAAGUCGAUGAAUGUUAAAUGAGACUCUAUAAAAUCAAACAUGGCGGGUCAUUUGUUGUAAUUUGGUCUUUAUGUAUGCUUUUGGAACUUGACCUUGAUACAGUGGAAGUAGUUUAAUUGGAUACAGACUAAAACGGAGGUUGUUUAAUUUCGUAUCUGAACAAGGACAAUGCAUUGAAUUUGCUUAUAUUUCUAAAAUUGAACAUAUACACUGUUAGCUACGAUAAAAAUCUUUCUUUGUUUUCAUCAAGUCACCCCCCCCCCCCCCCCCCACACACACACACUUCCUACGUCUGCAAACCUCAAGGGACGGCGUUUUUUCAGAGAUACCAAUAAUUAUGCCUUUAAUUCGUGCCCGAACAUGAAUAUGAGGACACUUUUUUGUCUAAUCAUCAUAAUUAGGGUCAAAAAAACAAGAAAGCAUUGCGCUAAGCACAGAUGAUCAUACCGAUUUGCAUGCCAGAGGGUAUUGAAACCUAGUGCCUGUGUGAGAGUGUAAUAGUUUUGUUUUCCGUUUUUAUUAGUGUGAGUGAAAUGUUACAUUUUGAUAUUCUUUUACAUGAGGUGUAUAAGUUAUUUCAAUUAUUAUGCUCUCUCUAUAUCAAUUAAGAACGGACCAUUUGUUUAAGAUUAAUGAGAACAGCUUUUAUCUGCCUUUAAGACUUUCUUAUAGAUAAGGAAUAUUGCUGUCGAAACAUGUGCACUAGUAUGAAAUGCCAUACACAUUUAUAACAGUUCCGGGCCGUUCCAGUGUGAUUAUUUCUAUAUCUGCAGAAGUAUUAUGCAGGGGACUCUUGUUUGUUUCAAUAAUGUUGCUUGUGAUAUGUUUUGAGAUAUCAUUUUAUGCAAAUACUUACAUUUUUUAUUUUAAGCCCUGCUCCCGUCCUACCUUUUAACCUUGAAUUGUCACUGAAAAUGCAUGAAUAUCCUGACUAUGAACAGUGACGCCUGUCAAAAUAGAGUCUAUUUUAUAUAAAAUUCUGUAUGAAAUACCUGUGUUUUGCAUGCUAUAGUGUGGUACGUGGCCGUUAACUGUUACCUAUUGUAAUCUUGGGUUGCAUACCCACAAAAGAAUUUGCAUAGCCGCGGAGCAGGGCUUUAAGGCAACAUUUCAACAAACAUUAACAAGGGCAAACUUGCCUAAAACUUAUUUCUCCUAAUCUGCAGCAUCGAGGUUGGACCAUCUACGAAUGGGUUAGUUUUACUGUUAGUCUAUUUAUCGAACCCUUAUGUACAUUUUAAUUAUUUUUAAAUAAGUAAUCUGUAGCUCAGUCCUGAAAAGAUAAUGCCCUGUUACACCGUAAAUAAACUUCACAUAUAUGCCAAUUUCUUUAAUUUUGAUAAAAAGAUAGUAAGAUUACAAAGCUUUCUAUAUUGAAUUGAAGAUCAGAUUAGUGUUGUCUGUGAAAGUGAAACUGUUUUAUAUCAACAACUUUUCUUUUUAAUAUACAUGAACUGUUUAGAUAUAGAAACAACUUGUCCUCGUUAAUGGUUUGUUAGUAGGUUAACAUAUUAAGUACUUAACCAACUAAUGAUGAUUUCCUCAAACUGAAUUUGAUUUUGAUUGUUUUAGUGUUAAGUGUUUCUUAAUUGUUUUCUGUAAAACUUCCUUGUAUUGUCGCUACUGUUCAUCGUAAUAGGUCACUUGCCGUGAAAUAAGAACUGCGUGAAGUAUAAGACAUACAACAUUCUCCAAACACGGAUGUUGCGCUGCACAAAAUGCGGCAUUCGUCUUUGAAAUUUAAGAGUAAAGAAAAGAAGAAAGAAAAUAAAAUGUCACGACAUUCGACUUUUAACAAAGUAAAAUGAAUGUCGUACUCGAUAUUUGAUAUUUGAAUUUUGUCUUUUUAUGAAAGAAAAAGAUAAAUGUCGCACGGCACCACAUUUGACAUUUGGCAAAAACAAUACUAGUAUGUCUCGCUGUAAGGCAUUUAUUUUAGAAACGGCAAAGGACUUCUGAUCUAUACUGUAAUAUCUGAGAACGAGUUCCUGAGGCACAGUAUCGAUGCUGAUUCUUAUCGAACGCGUUAUCAUUUUACGUAUGACUGUUUGGCUCACCUCCAUCAAAGAUUUAACGUGAGCUAUUGUGAUCGUUCGUUAACCAUCGGCUUGCGUUAGCUUUUCACCUUUUAUACGACCUCAGCUAAGGAUCAUCAUAAAACUUGGUCUGUAGCGUCCUUAUAGGGUCGUCUAUCAAUUUUGACUGAUUAAAUUAGGAACUGACAGAGCUGAAAAAAAAAUCGAAAUCUUCUCAUGAAUGGCUUGAUGAAUCAUCUUUGUCUGUAGCAUUCAUGUAAGGUCUUCUCUCAAAACUGUUCACUUUGACUGAUAUUAGGCACCACCAGAACUAAAAAACAGAACCGCCGUUAAACGACUACGUCUUAUGAACCACUUGAUGGUUCAACACGAAACUUAGUCUGUAGCAUCAUUGUAAAGUCCUCUUCCGAUUUUAUUCAAACGGUUUCGCUUUACUGAUAUUAGGCGCUGUCAGUGCUAAAAUAGAAUCACCUUUAAAUGACUUCUUCUCAUGAAUCGCUUUAUGGAUAAUCACCAAACUUAGUCUGUAGCUUUCUUUAAGGUGCUCUCUCGAUUUUGUUUGACAAAUGGUUCCACUUUACUUGUUGUAAGGGCCACCAGAGCUGAAAAAGUAGAAAAACCUUUAUAACUUCUUCUAAUGAACUGAUAAAUGGAUUAUCAUCAGAUUUGGUCUGUUGCAUACUUUUAAGGUCCGCUCUCAUGUUUGUUCAAAUAGGUCCGCUUGACAUUUUUAGGGGCUGCCGGAACUAAAAAUAGAAAAAUCAUUUAAAUUAAACAUAGUUUUUGCCUUUCAUGAUUUAGUGUGUCAUUCAUAUCAAGGCCAAAAAGUCAAUGUCAGGUGAGCGGCUUAGGGUCACUACUUGCAUAAAGACACAGUUUGCAGUGACUGGAAUGGCCUAUGGCUGGAAACCAAUGCAUGGAUAAGAAUGGGUUCUUAUAAUGGAGUAGCCUAUAUAAAUAUAUAUAUAGAUGUUUACGCUGAAAAUUGUCUAUUUUUUAUUACUUUAAGAAUGUCUACUGUAAUAUGUGCUUUAUCAUGCUCACUCAAACAAUUUCUGUCAUUUUCAUUUGUAAGGUCGCGUGAGUUUCGAUAGACAACUACUCGUAUUUAUCAUGCAUUGGAAUUCGACUACCAGUUUGAUAAACCAUGAAAAUUCCAUUGUCACGAAAUAAUAUGUGUUUAAACUACUGAAACAUUUGUUAAGCAAAAUGUUACAUGCAUUUUCUUUUCUUGUAAGAUUAGAUAUUAUACAUGUAUUCAUGAAGAUGUGAUUUAUCUUUUUAUUGCUAAUUGUUAGUUAUCACUAUUUUCCAUCAGUGUAAAAUAAAAAUAUGCAUCGUCAAUUAUUCAAGCAAUAAAAACAAUAAAACAAA
Molecule: messenger RNA, 6276 nt
Organism: Mercenaria mercenaria
Lineage: Eukaryota; Metazoa; Mollusca; Bivalvia; Venerida; Veneridae
Exons: 2
Coding region: 157-1866 (569 amino acids)
Biological process (GO): positive regulation of DNA-templated transcription
Cellular component (GO): nucleoplasm; chromatin
Molecular function (GO): ubiquitin-protein transferase activity; zinc ion binding
Source: RefSeq, a predicted model, not a curated record